UCUAACCCAAACAAAACCAAUCGUUAUUUAAGCAUAAGAAGAGAAUAACCAAACAAGUUUAUACAUCGAUACGACAGAUACAUGGUGAGGACAGCGUUCCCCGCUUGUAUUCGUAAUUCAUAUUUUGUUCAUACCUGUCGCUGAAAUCACAUACGCUUCGAACAAAAGAUAUAAUAUUAUAUUUAUAAUGAACAGUUUCUCAGAUCCACGACGUCCCGAGAAGGAAAUUCGAUACAAACCUACGGUGUCAAGUAAUCAAGCACAACCAGGAGAUGAUUCGAUACCAGAUUACAUAAAUAUUCUAGGAAUAAUCUUCAGUAUGUGCGGUUUAAUGAUGAGAUUGAAAUGGUGCGCUUGGCUAGCUCUUUAUUGUUCCUGUAUUAGUUUUGCCAAUUCUAGAGUCAGUGAUGGUACUAAACAUAUACUUAGCAAUUUUAUGUUAUCCAUAUCUGCCGUUGUAAUGUCUUAUUUACAAAAUCCACAGCCUAUGACUCCUCCAUGGGCAACAGCGAUACAAUAAAAUAUUAGACAUAAUUAGGAAAUUACAUUGUUUACGUUAAAUAUAUUUAUAUGUAUGUA
This is a messenger RNA of Vespa crabro (European hornet), 579 nucleotides long. Its product is annotated as protein Asterix. Gene Ontology annotation, cellular component: endoplasmic reticulum membrane. The transcript has 3 exons. The record is from RefSeq and is a predicted model, not a curated record. The coding region runs from base 188 to 520 and encodes 110 amino acids. Gene Ontology annotation, biological process: protein insertion into ER membrane. Lineage: Eukaryota; Metazoa; Arthropoda; Insecta; Hymenoptera; Vespidae. Gene Ontology annotation, molecular function: protein folding chaperone.